UUUCCCCUUACCCCACAAAUCACAAAUUUUCCCUCAAUUCCUCAAUCCCCGCACAUCAUCACGGAGUCUAGAACCAAAAACUUACACUACUACUACUACUACUUUAUAUAAACUCUGUACAAGAAUCAAGAAACCAACACAUCAAAUAUUCUACUUUCCCUUUUGUUCUAUUUUCAUUAUGGGUCAUUUCACUAAGCAAAUGACAUUCUUCUUGUUCUUGGUGAUCUCUACUCCAUUGGUGCAGAUUGAAGGUAGAAAAAGCAAGUUUAUGAUCAUUCCUGCAUCUCCUACACCAGCUCCAACUCCUAUCAAUGAAAUUAGUUUUCCUCCAUUUUCAUCCCUUACUCCAACUCCAACCCCAUCACCAGCAACAGCGCCAACACCGUUUUUUAAUGAUUUCGCGUUUCCUCCAUUGUCAUCCUUAAGUCCAACACUGGCACCGGCACCAACACUAGCACCAGUAGGUAAUGUUCAAGAUCCUGAUGUGAACGGCGUACCUGUGCCUGCAAUAGCACCACAAGGGAGAGGUCAAGAUCCAGAGGAAGGUGGCAUUGAAGCGCCAGCACCACUUUUGACUGACACUCCUUAUGGACUUUAUGGUCCUCAUUCUCAGGAAAUUCCUUCUACUGUCACAAAUCUUGAUGAGGUUGAAACUCAAACUCCUGCCAAGGAAUUCCAAGGUGCUAGAUUUAAUACAGAUGAGUCCUACAACAACAAUGGUUAUGAUUCCAACAACAACGACAACAACAAUGGUUAUGAUUCCAACAACAACGACAACAACAAAGGUUAUGAUUCCAACAACAAUAACGAUGAUGGCUUCUCCGAGAAUUACAACAACAAUGGCUACUCGGAGAAUGCUAAUAACAAAAAUAACAAUGGCUACUCAGAGAAUUACAACAACAACAAUGGCUACUCUGAAAAUAACAACAAUGGCUACUCUGAAAAUAACAACAAUGGCUACUCUGAAAAUAACAACAAUGGCUACUCUGAAAAUAACAACAAUGGCUACUCCAAGAAUUACAACAACAAUGGCUACUCUCAGAGUUACAACAACAACAAUUUUUUCUCGGAGAAUUCCAACAACAAUGGCUUCUCCGAGAGUUACAACAACAACAACAACGUUUUCUCUGAGAAUUACAACAACAACAAUGGCUACUCUGAAAAUAACAACAAUGGCUACUCCAAGAAUUACAACAACAAUGGCUACUCUCAGAGUUACAACAACAACAAUUUUUUCUCGGAGAAUUCCAACAACAAUGGCUUCUCCGAGAGUUACAACAACAACAACAACGUUUUCUCUGAGAAUUACAACAACAACAAUAAUGAUAAUGCUUUCUCCGAGAAUUACAACAACAACAACAACCACAAAAAUGGCUACUCGGAGAACUACAAUCAGGCUAGCAGCUACAAUAACAAUAUGGUGGAAAGGCAAGGAUUAAGUGACACAAGAUUCUUAGAUAAUGGCAACUACUUUUAUAGCAACAAUGGUGAGAAAAUGUCAAUGGAAGAAUCUGAAAGACAGCAGGAAUAUCCAGACACUGAAGAUCAAUAUGAACUUCCUUGAAGAUAAACAUUAUCAGUUGGUCCAAAGAAAAGGGACAAACGCAGGGGACGUGAAAAUAGAUUUAAUUUACAGAGUUUGAUUGAAUUUUAAGUUAUUUUGAGUGUUUGUUUCAUUAGUUCCACUUGUGUCUGCAAACGCCUAUUUUUUCCUCAGGUAUAGUCCUGCAAAUCAGACCGAGGGAACUUUGUGUUGUUUAAUAUUUUCGGAUUUUUAAACUUAUUAUAAUGAUCUUGAAGCUUCACGCUUGAUUAUAAACUUG
Molecule: messenger RNA, 1823 nt
Organism: Nicotiana tabacum (common tobacco)
Lineage: Eukaryota; Viridiplantae; Streptophyta; Magnoliopsida; Solanales; Solanaceae
Source: RefSeq, a predicted model, not a curated record